AUGAAGGUUGUUAAGGAAUUUAGUGUCUGUGGUGGCAGAUUGAUCAAGUUGUCACAUAACUCGAACUCUACCAAGACCAGCAUGAACGUCAAUAUCUAUUUGCCUAAGCACUAUUACGCCCAAGAUUUUCCAAGAAAUAAGCGUAUCCCAACUGUGUUUUACCUUUCUGGCUUGACGUGCACGCCAGACAACGCCUCUGAGAAGGCUUUUUGGCAGUUUCAAGCUGACAAGUACGGAUUUGCAAUAGUCUUUCCGGAUACGUCCCCACGUGGUGACGAAGUAGCCAAUGAUCCUGAGGGCUCCUGGGAUUUUGGACAGGGCGCCGGAUUCUAUCUAAAUGCCACCCAAGAACCAUACGCCCAACAUUACCAGAUGUACGACUACAUUCACAAAGAACUCCCACAAACAUUAGAUUCUCAUUUUAACAAGAACGGUGACGUAAAGCUGGACUUCUUGGACAAUGUUGCCAUCACAGGCCAUUCGAUGGGGGGAUAUGGUGCAAUUUGUGGGUAUUUGAAGGGCUAUUCCGGAAAGAGAUACAAAUCUUGUUCUGCCUUCGCCCCUAUCGUGAACCCUUCCAACGUUCCCUGGGGUCAAAAAGCGUUUAAAGGUUAUCUGGGCGAAGAAAAAGCCCAGUGGGAAGCGUACGACCCAUGUUUAUUAAUCAAGAAUAUUAGACAUGUGGGCGACGACAGAAUUUUGAUCCAUGUAGGAGACUCCGAUCCCUUUUUGGAAGAACACUUGAAACCGGAAUUACUACUUGAGGCGGUGAAAGCCACUUCAUGGCAGGACUACGUGGAAAUAAAAAAAGUUCACGGCUUUGAUCACUCCUAUUACUUUGUCAGCACUUUCGUUCCAGAACAUGCUGAAUUUCAUGCGCGAAACUUGGGUUUGAUUUGA
Saccharomyces cerevisiae S288C is the source of this 900-nucleotide messenger RNA. RefSeq names its product S-formylglutathione hydrolase (gene YJL068C). NCBI's taxonomy places the organism in Eukaryota, Fungi, Ascomycota, Saccharomycetes, Saccharomycetales, Saccharomycetaceae. Gene Ontology annotation, molecular function: hydrolase activity, acting on ester bonds; S-formylglutathione hydrolase activity. The record is from RefSeq and is marked reviewed. Gene Ontology annotation, biological process: formaldehyde catabolic process. Bases 1 to 900 code for a protein of 299 amino acids. The transcript has a single exon. Gene Ontology annotation, cellular component: cytoplasm.